Molecule: messenger RNA, 942 nt
Organism: Pundamilia nyererei
Lineage: Eukaryota; Metazoa; Chordata; Actinopteri; Cichliformes; Cichlidae
Product: hydroxycarboxylic acid receptor 2
Exons: 3
Coding region: 1-942 (313 amino acids)
Biological process (GO): G protein-coupled receptor signaling pathway
Cellular component (GO): membrane
Molecular function (GO): G protein-coupled receptor activity
Source: RefSeq, a predicted model, not a curated record
AUGGUGGGAGAAUUUACACUGGGUCUGCCUCUCAACCUGUCCGUUCUCUACAUCUUCAUCUUCAGAUACAAGUUCUGGAAGAACAAAGCGAUCUUCUUGUUCAAUAUUGUGGUUGCUGAUUUCUUGCUGGUGGGCUGCCUUCCUUUCAAGAUCCAUCAUUACCAGCACAACUUGAGGCGCAGUGAGGACACUGUGCUUUGUAAGAUAAUGCUCUUCAUGCUGUUUCUCAAUCGAGGAGCCAGCAUCGCCUUCCUCAUCACAAUGUCCCUCGAUCGCUACUUCAAUGUGGUCCAUCUUGGAAGGAGAAAUUUUGUCAACGUGUUUAAGAAAUCUCCUCAGAUUUCUGUCGUCAUCUGGAUCCUCUUGCUUCCCCUCACCACUCCUACUAUGGUCACAACCUUUGAGUGCUGCAACAGCCACGGACGGGAAAAGGAGACAUUCUUACAUGAUGUGACGGACACCUUUAGAGAGAUUGUUUUCUUCUCCCAAAUCAUCAUCCCCUACAUCAUCCUCGUCUACUGCACGGUCCGCAUUGUCAGCCGGCUGAGGAAGAAGACGGUUGGGGAGAAGACUAAGCUGAGGAGGGCUGUGUGCUUAGUCACAUCUGUUGUCGUUGUCUUCUCCUUCUGCUUCCUUCCCUGCACUAUAACUAGAGCAGCACUGCUGUUUGUGCGGCUGAAGAACUGGCAGGAUGCAGAAAACAUAGCUGUCCAGGUGUACGACGCCCUCAUGGUUUUGUCUUACAGCGACUGCCUGCUGGACCCGUUGAUUUACUGUUUCUGUAACUCAGGGUUUAAAGAUGUUUACAUAUCUACCUUUUGCCCUGCAUUUAUCCAGAAGAGACUGACAAAUUCUGACUCUGGCACCCCAAACACAACAACAUGUACUAGUACUACUACUGCUGGCGCUAGAAUGAUUUUUUUGCCUAUAAUGGAGAAAUAA